GUGUAAUCACGUGUUUAUCUGCGUUACCAUGGUUACUGGCGCCUCUCACAGACCAACGCGCGCGUUUUCUAAACAGCGUCUUUAGGAGCGGUUCAGCUGCGCUACCUCUCGUCACCUCUGUCUCCUCACCAAGAUAUUUAGGUUAGAAAGCCAUGCCUAAUAUUAGAAAAACGAAGCGUUCCACCAGAGGCUCAGUGGUUGUCCACUCUGAAGGAACUGUAGUUACACCAGCUGCAGCACCAACUGCACAAUUAAGCAUUGAUAAACUCUGUGAAGAGACCAAACGGCUUAAUGAGGAAACAAGGUUCUUGAAAGAGGAGAAUCGCCUCUUAAAAGAAGAAAAUCGACUCCUUAAAGAAGAAAAGGAUUUCCUUCGUGAGCAACUUGGCAAGAAAGAGACUGGGAGUACUUCUAAAUCUGCAAAAGAAGAUCUUCUCAGCAGCAGUGGAAGUGAUUGCAGGACGAUUUCUUCAAAGAGCGUCUGACCUGGUCUUUGAAGGAUAAGGUCAGGGGGGUUUGAUGAGGCUGAGACUGAUGUGUUCCUGCGGGGCUUUAGGUGAGGAAAUCUGCCCUCGGGAUUUCUAACAAAGCAAAGCCAGCGUAAUGACUCACAUUACAUCACUUCCUUAUCUCCUGCAGACACUGGAUUACCACCAUUGCACUGCGGCUGGACAUUCUGACACUGUUCUUACACUGCUUUCCCCUUUCUACAGCAGACUACAUCGAGCCCUCCGCAAUCAGCCAUUGUGUAGAAAUAAAGAAGGAGUGGAUCUAAAUCUAAGACCUUUCCCAGGACUUGGAGACAUGUGCAGGUUACCUAAUGACUCAACAGGGCCUGAGAGCUGCCUGACUCUACUAUUCCUCUCCUACUUAUCUAAAAAGUGUGGUUUUAGUAGCUCACUAAAUCAAAUCAAAUGUA
Messenger RNA from Astyanax mexicanus (Mexican tetra), 919 nucleotides. Its product is annotated as protein chibby homolog 2-like. NCBI's taxonomy places the organism in Eukaryota, Metazoa, Chordata, Actinopteri, Characiformes, Acestrorhamphidae. The record is from RefSeq and is a predicted model, not a curated record. The transcript is spliced from 4 exons. The coding region runs from base 153 to 485 and encodes 110 amino acids.